AUGAUAUUUUUUUUAGAGGCAACAUUUAUUAAAUAUUAUACUAACUUGUUAUUUUUAAAGAAAGGACCUUGUGAAAUCAGGAAAUAAAUUAGAGAAUUAUCAAGAACAUUUCAUCCAAAUAAAAUGAAGGAAAUUAAAUUUUAUAUGUGA
This is a messenger RNA of Paramecium octaurelia, 150 nucleotides long. Lineage: Eukaryota; Ciliophora; Oligohymenophorea; Peniculida; Parameciidae. The record is from the annotation of a GenBank genome assembly.